Molecule: messenger RNA, 3093 nt
Organism: Spodoptera frugiperda (fall armyworm)
Lineage: Eukaryota; Metazoa; Arthropoda; Insecta; Lepidoptera; Noctuidae
Product: probable ATP-dependent RNA helicase CG8611
Exons: 13
Coding region: 105-3017 (970 amino acids)
Biological process (GO): ribosome biogenesis
Cellular component (GO): nucleus
Molecular function (GO): nucleic acid binding; ATP binding
Source: RefSeq, a predicted model, not a curated record
CGGUAGAACUGUCAAAAUAAUCACAACAAACCAAACGUCAAAACGUGCGUAUAACCUCACUUUAUUAGUGAGUGAAACGUAAAUAACGCGUGAAUUAGUGAAAUAUGGAUGAUUUACAAUUGAAUAUAUCGGUGCCUAAAAAGGAUAAGAAAAAACCAAGUGCGCCACAGAACAAUGCAGGCGAAUACAAAUUCGUUUCUAAUCCAAAGUUCACUGGGAAGACAAUAGCCAGGAAACGACCUCAAAACUUAGCUCAAGCCAAUCGUGCUAUAUUAAAAAAUGCUGAAGGGCCACCGAAAAAAGUGGCAAAAGUAGCACCUCCAGCAGUGGACAAAUCUGAUGAUUUAGGGGCAAAACUACGUGACCUGAGUGAGAACAAAGGUAAAUAUGAAGGCAAGAACUACCAGGAACUCAGUGACAAUAUACAAUUAAGACAGAAUAAGCCUCGGAGUGGAGGUUGGAUAUCUUCACUAUUCAAAAAUAACCCACAAGUUCCUCGUAUUGGGCAGCGAGCUGUCAAACCUAUUGUGGAGAAGGUGUUUGCAGGCAAGACCUUCUCUGACCUAGACUUACAUCCUCACAGUGUCGCCAACUUGCAACAAACUCUAGGUUUGAAAGAAUUGAUGACUGUGCAACAGAAUGCAAUACCCGUUAUCUUACAGGGGAGAGAUGUUCUUAUUAGGUCACAGACAGGUUCAGGGAAGACGUUAGCAUAUGCGCUACCAAUCAUAGAAGGUCUGCAGGCCAUAAGGCCGAAGAUAAACAGGAAUGAUGGUAUCCGAGUUAUUGUGGUUGUACCAACCAGGGAACUUGCAGUGCAGACUUAUGAACUGUUCAUAAAGCUAGUCAAGCCUUUCCAUUGGAUUGUGCCUGGUCUGUUGAGUGGAGGACAAAAGAGGAAGGCAGAGAAGGCGCGCCUUAGAAAAGGUAUCAGUGUGUUAGUGGGCACACCAGGACGCAUCAACGACCAUUUGAGACAUACAGCGUCUUUUAACUUUGCUAAAACUGGCUGUUUAGUGUUGGAUGAAGCAGAUCGCUUAUUAGACAUGGGUUACGAGAAAGACGUGGCAGCUAUAGUGAAAGCUAUUGAGGAUCAUAAAAAAGCAGCCACCUACGAUCCCCUAGCGCUAAUGAAACAAAACAUUGUAAAGAAAAUACCAGAUAAUGAUGACAGUAAAGAAGAAUCUGAACACAAUGAAAGUCACGAAGAGAAAGAAGGUGUAAAACAUCAUCUAACUGAAGUGUUUAUGUCUAAAGAAAAGCAAACUGUUUUAUUGUCUGCUACUCUUACUAAGGCCGUUGAAAAUUUAGCAGGGAUCACGCUAGUCGAUCCAGUCUUCGUAGAUACGUCAGAAGGCAAAGCUGUUAUAGCAGAUUCUCUAAAAUCAAAUCAACCUGGACCUAGUGAGCAAAAAACCGAAGUAAAGAAGAAACCGGAGAUAGACAUAGCACCUGAAAAACUUAAACCACAAAAGGCAAAGCCAGAAAAAGUUAAAAAGGAAGAUUCUGAUGAUGAAACGACUUUGCCAGAUGAAGACAAAAAUACAGAAACUAAACGAGGACUAAAAGCCUUUACUGGUCUAAACCACAAAGAUUUAUUCAAGAAAGACGAUGAAGCUGCACCAAGUACGGCUCCAAAAGCUAAUGUCGUACAAAACGAAGAUGACAGUGACAGCGAUUCUGAUUACGAAUACUUCAAAGCACAAAGGGAACAUGAACUUAAAAAUCCUAAAGUUGUGAAAGAAAAUGAAUCAGAAGACGAUAGUGAUAGUGAUGAGGAUGGGAAUGAGGAAGAAGCUACUCCGCAAGUGAAUACUUUCGCUGCAGCAGUUAAAUCAGCAAUAGUGGAGGAUGAGCUAGUACUACCAGCAACAGUGAACCAAACGUUCCUCAUAGUCCCAAUGAAACUAAGGCUUGUUACUUUGUGCGGUCUAAUCGUAGAACACUGCGUAAUGAACAAGAAAGGAGGCAAGAUGAUAGUGUUCGUAGCUACGCUGGAAAUGGUGGACUAUCUCUCGGAUCUUAUAGAUACUGCGCUCACUGGCAAGGAAGUUAAAAAGAAAAAUCAAGAGAAAGGUAAAAAUUCUAAAGCGAAGAAAAGAAAAGCUGAUGAUGGUGAUGAUGAUGAUGAGAAAGACUCAUCAUCAUCAGAGGAUGAAGAUGACUUCAAGGUGGAAUAUGAAGAGCCAACUGAAGGUGGGUUGGUGCCGGUAGACCUGGAUAUGUUCAGCUUGCACGGAUCCAUGCCCCAUGAGCAGAGGAUGGAGGUGUUCAAGCAGUUCCGAACGGCAAGGAGCGGAGUGCUUAUUUGUACGGAUGUAGCUGCCCGAGGAAUUGAUGUGCCUCGAGUGGAUCUCGUUUUGCAGUUCUGCGUUCCAGCAUCAGCCACCGAUUAUGUUCACAGAGUGGGUCGUACGGGACGUGCAGCUCAAGUCGGUGCUGCCGUUCUGUUCUUGUUGCCUAGCGAAGCGAGGUUCAUCAGGCAUUUAGAAGAGAAAAGGAUAAGGUUACGCCAAGGCGACGAGUCCCGUGCUUUAGAAGCGUUGCGUACAGUAGUACCGGCUGCUACCACAGCACAGCGCGCCGCCAUUGCGGUGCAGGCGCGGCUGGAACACACCGCCCAUACUAACAGGGACUGGCUGCUUAGAGCCAGUAGAGCAUACACAUCAUGGGUACGUUUCUACGCGGGCUAUCCUCGUGACGUGCGCGAAUAUUUGGACUCGAAACAACUGCACUUGGGACACGCGGCCAAAGCUUUCGCGCUUCGGGACGCUCCAGGCACGCUAGCUCGGAGGGUCAAGUCCAACCCUAGCAAUAAGAAGGACAGACCUUCCAAUAGACUCACCGUACAUGCUGAUGAAGAGAAGAAACGGCCUGGAUUCCCAAAAGCUAAAUUCGGCGCCGGCAAUCGUAACAUACCGAAACAGAGCUCUAUGCAUACAGCCAGCGAAUUCGACAGCGGCCUGCCUCCCGUCGACCAAUCGCAACCCAAGCACAAGAAAAAGAAGAACAAAUGACAUUUAAAUAACAUAAGUCAUGCGAUUUAAUAUUAAAAAGGACCUUUGUAAAUAAAAACCAUUAACGACGCAGGUA